Molecule: messenger RNA, 549 nt
Organism: Phragmites australis (common reed)
Lineage: Eukaryota; Viridiplantae; Streptophyta; Magnoliopsida; Poales; Poaceae
Product: probable metal-nicotianamine transporter YSL12
Exons: 2
Coding region: 1-549 (182 amino acids)
Cellular component (GO): membrane
Molecular function (GO): oligopeptide transmembrane transporter activity
Source: RefSeq, a predicted model, not a curated record
AUGACCAAGAAGGCGGUCAAGUCCCGCGGCGGCGUGCUGGUCGGCCUCGCCGCAAGCGGCAUCGUGGCCACCGCUGCGGACCUGAUGCAGGACUUAGAGACCGGGUACAUGACGCUUGCCUCGCCGCGGUCCAUGUUCAUCAGCCAGGUGAUCGGGACCGCCAUGGGCUGCGUCAUCGGCCCUUGCGUCUUCUGGUUCUUCUACCCCGCGUUCCACGGCGUCGGCACGGAGGGCAGCGCGUACCCGGCGCCCUACGCACUCAUCUACCGCAACGUGGCCAUCCUCGGCGUCGACGGCUUCUCCAAGCUCCCGAGGAACUGCCUCGCGUUCUGCUGCGUCUUCUUCGUCGGCGCUAUCGCCGUCAACGUAUCGAAGGACCUGGCGCCGAGGAAGGUGGCGAGGUUCAUACCGCUGCCCAUGGCGAUGGCCAUCCCGUUCUACAUAAAGGUUAUCUUCGCUUAUUUAUUCUCUGCUCUGAGUAUAGUUAACCGUAUGACCAUUUUUCUGGAUUCUGCAUAUGAGCAGCCACUGGGUAAUCAUGCCCCUUGA